Molecule: messenger RNA, 695 nt
Organism: Branchiostoma belcheri (Belcher's lancelet)
Lineage: Eukaryota; Metazoa; Chordata; Leptocardii; Amphioxiformes; Branchiostomatidae
Product: SAC3 domain-containing protein 1-like
Exons: 6
Coding region: 60-695 (211 amino acids)
Biological process (GO): spindle assembly; centrosome duplication
Cellular component (GO): spindle; centrosome; nucleus
Source: RefSeq, a predicted model, not a curated record
UAAACAAAGGAGACAGAGUUGUGGAUUUGACUGCUGUUUUGGCGCUUAUUUUUCGUCAAAUGCAGUCUACUUUCACAGGUACCAUGCAGGACGAGGUGGACAUCCGGGGGACGUGUCAGGAUAUGUGUCCUGAGCAGGAACGAGCUGCACGACAGAGACAGAAGCGCCUGCACAGGUUUGAAAUGGUGGAGGGAACAGAACACAACAGACUACCGUCAGCUGACCCUGUCAGGUGUGUGAAGGAGUACUCCCGCCCUGCGGCUGGGAAGGACGUCAUCCCUCCAGCUGAACUCAGGCCUCCACAGGUGCUGCAGGGCACUGUGGACUACCUGGUCAACAGAAUCCUCCCGAGGGACGACGUACAUUUCUCCGACGUCUACAACUUCAUCUCGGACCGACUCCGCGCAGUACGCCAGGACAUGGUGGUGCAGAGGGUCAAAGGCCACACAUGCGUUACCGUCCUGGAGAAAGCCGUACGGUUCCAUGUGUAUGCAGCAUACAGAUUGUGUGAGUCCAGCCUUCAGCAGUUUGAUCCCCACCUGAAUAACCAACAGUUAGAGAACUGUCUGACCUGGCUACUCAGGGAGUACACAGACAACAGUACCGGGGCUACACAGGCAAACAGCAAUACAGGGACUACACAGGGGAACAGAGCCUGUAUGGAGGCACUAUAUCUCAUGCACUGUCUGGCCUAA